UCCUGCAUUUAAAAUUCUUGUACGUAUCACACUUGUAUUACCCCUUGUUUCUUGCCUCAUUUAAAGUCAAUAAAAUCUCCAAGAAAGUGCCUACUUAUUUCCAUGGAGAAGGUUGCAGGCAGUGGGAGCAGUUCUAGAUGGUCUCUUUCUGGAUUUACCGCUCUUGUUACUGGUGGCACACGUGGAAUUGGGUAUGCUGUUGUGGAGGAAUUAGCGGAACUGGGUGCGACAGUGUACACUUGUUCACGGAAUGAAGCAGAGCUCAACGAACGCUUGCAAGAGUGGGCCGCUAAAGGCCUUCAAGUGAAAGGUUCAGUUUGUGAUGCAUCUUCUAGGGAACAGAGAAUUCAACUCAUGGAAAAUGUUUCGUCAGCUUUUGACGGAAAGCUCAACAUUCUUCUAAGUAUAAACAAUGUGGGGACUAACAUUAGGAAGCCGACCAUCGAUUAUACUGCUGAAGAAUAUGCGCGUUUGCUUGGUAUGAACUUAGAAUCUGCAUUCCGUCUAUGCCAACUUGCUCACCCUCUAUUGAAAGCAUCUGGAAAUGGAUCUGUUGUCUUUAUCUCUUCUGUUACUGGUCUGGUGCACGUGGGGUCUGCAGGUUCUAUCUAUGGAGCAACAAAAGAGGCAAUGAAUCAGCUCACGCGAAAUUUGGCUUGUGAAUGGGCAAAAGAUAACAUUCGGGUUAAUGGUGUUGCCCCAUGGUAUAUAAGGAUGUCUUUGGUAGAACAUGUAAUAUUCUUGAUCUUCCUUAUGCAUUUCAGCUUAUGAAUUGCCAUCAUCUAACGUGCAGACUCUAACAAUUAUAUGUAUUGUAAAACAGAUCUUGUAUUUCUUUUAACAUUUCCUUACACGGUGUCUCACAAAUGUGGACUUAAUAGCUUUCUGUCAUGAGCUUUAUGAUAACUAACUAAUUUCAUUAUGU
This is a messenger RNA of Lycium ferocissimum, 925 nucleotides long. RefSeq names its product tropinone reductase homolog At5g06060-like. The transcript is spliced from 4 exons. Gene Ontology annotation, molecular function: oxidoreductase activity. Lineage: Eukaryota; Viridiplantae; Streptophyta; Magnoliopsida; Solanales; Solanaceae. Bases 103 to 771 code for a protein of 222 amino acids. The record is from RefSeq and is a predicted model, not a curated record.